AUGGAAGACACAGUACCGUUUAAAAGAAACACUAGUGGCGCGACGGCUAAUCGUCAAUCAAAACGAUACUCAGUAGCUGCUCUAUAUAUGUCCAUGGGAGGUGUGGAUAGAGAUGAUGAUAUCGAUGAUGAACUUGCUAAGGCACAAAAAUAUCUGCGACAGCUAAAAAGCGACAUUUCUGAACAGUCUAAGAGAAACUUCUUGCUGGAAAAAGAUGUUCGUUACUUGGACGGCAGAAUCGCCCUACUUAUUCAGAACAAAAUGAAUGCGGAAGAACAGAAGGAUAUUGCCUCUCGAUUGGAAGAAGCUCCUGAACAAGUGGCUGAUGAGUAUUUUCCAGAUAGAAAGAAAACUGAAUUAUAUGGUAACCUAUUCUUCUUACUUCAAUCGGAACCCAAGCACAUUGCCCUACUUUGUCGUGUUGUUUCGAUGGCAGAGAUUGACUCUUUGCUACAAACAGUUAUGUUUACUAUAUAUGGAAAUCAGUAUGAGCAAAGAGAAGAGCAUCUUCUUUUGACUAUGUUUCAAGCAGUCCUGGCCUACCAAUUUGAUAAUGCUCAAGAAUUCAGCUCUCUUUUACGAGCAAAUACCCCUGUUUCUAGAAUGAUGACAACCUACACCAGAAGAGGUCCUGGUCAAUCAUACCUCAGGUCAGCACUUUCAGCUAAACUCAGCUCUAUUAUUGAUGAAAAGAAUCUUAAUCUUGAAAUCAAUCCUCUCAAAGUAUACGAAGAACUAGUGGACAUGGAUGGUGGUUCUUCAAGGAACAGUAAUGAGGAGCAGCCAACAAUCACUGCCGAAGAAGCUUCACGUCAUCCAAUGGUUCUGGAAAUGAUUCGACCUCGCCAUGUCAAGCUAAAGCAAUUAUCUUCUGAACUAUUAGACACUAUUUUAUCUUCUCUAGAUAUGGUUCCAUAUGGAAUUAGGUGGAUUUGUAAGCAAAUCCGUUUACUAACGAAAAGAAAGUACCCCACUGCUACGGAUGCUGCUGUUUGCUCUCUAAUUGGCGCAUUCUUCUUUCUCCGUUUUAUCAACCCAGCAAUUGUAACACCACAAGCAUAUAUGUUGGUAGAUAGAUUACCUUCUGAUAAUUCAAGGAGGGUAUUGACUCUGUUGGCAAAAAUGCUGCAAAACUUGGUUAAUAAGCCCACUUAUUCGAAGGAGCCAUAUAUGCAAAAUCUGGCACCUUUUGUUGAUGCUAACAAGGCACGAAUUAAUAACUUCCUUCAAGAGCUGUGUGAUGUACCUGACUUUAAUGAAUCGCUAGAGAUGGAUCAAUAUGUGGCUUUAUCAAAGAAAGAUUUGUUCUUGAAUAUCACAUUAAAUGAAGUUUAUGGCAUGCAUUCUCUCUUAGAUAAGUAUCAUGAGAAAGUCAUUCAAAAUGAAAGCUCCCACCUGGGAUUAUUGCUUGCAGAUAUAGGAGAAUCGCCUGGACUUGUUCCACGUAGUGCGAAUGCCAAUAUGGAGCUGCAGCUGUUUAAUAGAUGGGAGACGGAAGUGGGUGAUGUGGAUGGCGGGCCAUUGGAUUUUCUUCGUGCUGAUGUCAUUUUUAUGGAAGCAAAGUCUUUAAUGAUCAACAUUAUACGAGCCUUCCCUCCAGGACACAAUGUCCUUCAGAGACCACUUGAUUUGCAUAAAAUUGCUGAUUUUGCUGCCACUACCAAUGAAGAGGCACUCGUAAAGCGUGGAAUCAAAGCUCUUGACUUAUUGGUUGAAAUAGAACAAGCAGAUAGUGACGAUGCGGAACUUCUCCAAGCAGAAGUGGACUCAGAACUAAAGCAGCUUGGAUCGUUACAAGAGUCAGUAGAAAAUGAAGCCAAAUCACUGGACGAUGUUUAUCGUAUUAUUCGCGAUCAUAACGAGUAUCUUCGCUCCCAGAUUGAUACAUAUAAGUCAUAUCUUGCAAAUGUUCGAAUGCAAACUGGAGGACCGCUUGGGGCCGUUACCAAUGGCGGAGGAAAACCAACAACCAAAAGCAAGAUUCCAGUCAAAAAAUACACACCACCACAACUAAUCAAGGAGAAUGUAGUGUUAGACUGGAGACUACCAGACUCCAGAACAGCUAAUAUGACCCUUUAUAUCGCAUCACCAGUUCCAGGAACUUUUGUCAUAUCUUUAGUAUUAAAAGGGAGAGCUGAGCCAAUAUUUACUUUGGAUCUGAAAUUGGAUGAUCUUUUGGAGAUGUCUGCGGAUAAGGGACUUGAAACUCUGGACUUAGAAUGCAUUGUCUUUUCAAUAAAGCCUUUGGUUGCUCUAUUGAAGAGGGACUUGAAAAGAAAGUAG
Messenger RNA from Sugiyamaella lignohabitans, 2283 nucleotides. RefSeq names its product Ira1p (gene IRA1). Gene Ontology annotation, biological process: regulation of actin cytoskeleton organization; regulation of GTPase activity. The record is from RefSeq and is a predicted model, not a curated record. Gene Ontology annotation, molecular function: protein binding; GTPase activator activity. Lineage: Eukaryota; Fungi; Ascomycota; Dipodascomycetes; Dipodascales; Trichomonascaceae. The transcript has a single exon. Gene Ontology annotation, cellular component: cell cortex. Bases 1 to 2283 code for a protein of 760 amino acids.